Messenger RNA from Morus notabilis, 1591 nucleotides. Its product is annotated as ankyrin repeat-containing protein BDA1. The transcript has 2 exons. Bases 35 to 1318 code for a protein of 427 amino acids. Gene Ontology annotation, molecular function: protein binding. NCBI's taxonomy places the organism in Eukaryota, Viridiplantae, Streptophyta, Magnoliopsida, Rosales, Moraceae. The record is from RefSeq and is a predicted model, not a curated record.
UAGUAAUUAAAGUACUUAAUUAUUACCUUUGUAGAUGGAAAAUAGAUUGGAUAUCGUUGCCCGGGAGGGGAAUAUUGAAGCCUUGUAUUAUCUGAUGAAGGAAGAUGCACAUCUUUUGGAGCACUUUGAGGCAGUGCCUUUUGUAGACACUCCUUUGCAUGUAGCUGCAUCCGCAGGGCAAGUCCAUUUCGCCGUGGAGAUCAUGAGACUAAAACCGUCUUUUGCGAGAAAGUCGAAUCAAAACGGAUAUAGUCCUAUUCAUUUGGCUAUGCAAAAUGCGCACACAAACUUGGUGCUUCGUCUUCUAGACAUCGACAGAGAUCUCGUCCGCGUCCGCGGAAGAGAGGGUAAAACUCCUUUGCAUUUCGCGGUUGAGUGCGGCGAGAUUGAUCUUCUGGCUGAGUUUCUAUUGGUUUGUCCCAAAUCCAUUCAAGAUUUGACAAUUCGGAAAGAAACUGCUCUGCAUGUCGCUGUUAAAAGUGAUAAGUUGGAAGCACUCAAAGUCCUCCUGGGGUGGCUUGAGCACGUUGGCAAGAAAGGGGUCCUCAACUGGGGUGACGAUGAAGGAAACACCAUCUUGCAUAUUGCAGCAGCCAGGAAUCAAACUAAGAUGGUGAGACUGAUUAUCGAUAGAAUUGAUCUAAAUGCUAAGAAUUCGGCCGGUUUGACAGCACUAGACAUUUCACCAGAGCAAACACAACCCAACAGCGGCACGCUCAAGCUUAUGUUGCAUCGUGCUGGUGCCUUAAAAGCAUCGGCACUUCCUACUGUCCCAAAACUCGCAGAUUCACUGAAGUCAAAGAUGUCAUGGCGUGAAAAAUGGAUCAUAUCCGACUACCGCAAAAGACUCUACUUGUCAAAUGAGGACCGCAACAUCAUUUUGCUCGUCGCUGUUCUGUUCGCGACGGCUAACUACCAGGCUGCACUUGACUCCUUCUCCAAGGGCGACGACGAUGAUCCCUCUACAUAUUUCGCAUAUUAUAGUGAUGGUGUUGUCCGUGCAAUAUUUAGUCUGGUGAACAAAAUAGCCUUCCUUGCCUCUAUGGUAGUGAUAUAUCUCCACCUUCCAGCUGAUUGUGGAAUCCUGCGCUUAGUUUUACCUUUAGUUAUCUGCAAUUACGCAGUGAUGAAAAUUUACCGCGAAAUAUCAUUUUCGUUAAUGCUUUGUGUGAUAUUUUUUAUGAUCCUGUGUUAUCACUCCAAGUUGGCAAUAAUUCUGCACAAAUACGUCCCGAUAUUCGUACAAAAGAGAGUAAUGAAGAUGAAGAUCACCAUAUUAGACCGUUGCUCCAGCUUUCACAGAGAAUUGGUGGCAUAGUUACUCCCCGCGGGAAGAACUCGAGAUUUUUGAAUUGGGACCCAGUAUUGAUCUUUGAAAACACGUUGUAAGUAAUUGUAAGAAUAGCUGAUAUAUAGUUUACUGCACAACUUUAAUUGCAUGGAGGCCCUAGUACGUUUUGUGUUAUAGUAGAUAGUGCAAAAUGUCAUUGGCCUAGAGUAGGACUGAAUUAUGAUUUCUUUGUUAAACUGGGAAAAGUUUUGUUCUUGUACAUUCGCUUCUCUUAUAAUUGUUACUUCUUUUGUCCCUUUA